Molecule: messenger RNA, 1005 nt
Organism: Ylistrum balloti
Lineage: Eukaryota; Metazoa; Mollusca; Bivalvia; Pectinida; Pectinidae
Product: protein FAM221A-like
Exons: 8
Coding region: 1-1005 (334 amino acids)
Source: RefSeq, a predicted model, not a curated record
AUGGCCAACGAUAGACAGUAUCACCUCAAAUUUGAUGGCACAAACGCGGAAUCUGUAGACAAAUAUUUGGAAUAUAGAAGGAUCGUAGGUGAUGAUGAUGGGGGGACGAUGUUCACACCAGAGGAGUUUGAGGAUUACAAAAAGAAUGUACUCCCAAAGCGGAUGAAGAAUCGACUUUACACCAGCUGGUCGUCACCCACUGGUAUGGACUGUAAACUGAUUGGUCCAGAAACGCCAUGUUUUUGCAAACACAGGUAUAAGCAGCAUAAGACGGAUUUUGACGUAAUUCCAACUGAGCGACCUAUCAUGAUACCAUGCCGACAGAAGGGAUGCAAGUGUGUCACCUAUCAUUACAUACCGAUGAACGGAAGUCAACAAAUAAGGUGCAGCACAUGUAAGCACACAGCAGAUGAACACUCGGAGGAACAGCCACGACUCGUAUGCAAACGAAGAGGAUGCAGCAAAUGCACAGGAUUCACCAGUUCCUUUUCCUGUGCCUGCGGAGUCGUAUUAAAACAACACAAAAUGAUCGUGGAGACAGCGGAGGAGAGGGAGGCUAGAGGACACCCCCUUGGGGAAGCCACACCCUAUGCAGCGAUGGGUGGGAUCACUGGCUUUUCUUCUUUAGCUGACGGAUACAUGCGUCUUGACCCAAGCGGCAGAGGUGCGCCGGCUAAAGGCUAUUUGGAACAGUCUAUCACAUCAGCCGACAAUCCGUACCUUCGUUCUAACGUACAGGCCAUCAAGUCUCACCAAAUGAGGAAGAAAGAAUCAGGUCUGACUGGUCCCGAAGAUGAGAUAUUUGAUGAUAUCACAGAGCGAGUGUCACAGAUGAGGCGACCAGGAGAAGAAGAUUUAGAAUAUUACGAGAGGCGACACCAAGAACGGCAAAAGCACUUAGCAGCGGGUGGGGCAAAGACUUUAGAUCCAAGCCAGCUCCACGCUGGGUCUCGAAAGGCGAUAGAGGCCAAACCGUCAUCCAGCCGUCCCAAGUCCAAGAAAUAG